UUUUUCUUGUUUACCUCUUUCGCACAUGGCAUUGUUUACGGUCCGUGCUAUAGCGCGAUAGCUUACACAUUUUGUUUUAAUCCACCACGAAAAAAUGCCGAAAGUACGCGCAGAAAAGAAAUCCCGAACGCAGGAAGGAGUUGCGAAGCAGGGUAUCGUGUUCAACAAGGACUUCGGCCAACACAUUCUUAAGAACCCGCUCGUCAUCACCUCCAUGCUGGAAAAGGCCGCUCUACGCCCGACGGAUGUAGUGCUCGAAAUUGGUCCCGGGACCGGCAACAUGACGGUAAAGAUACUGGAAAAGGUGAAGAAAGUGGUAGCGUGCGAAAUCGAUACACGGCUCGUGGCCGAACUGCAAAAGCGCGUACAGGGCACCAAUAUGCAGCCCAAGUUGCAAAUCCUCAUCGGCGACGUAUUGAAAACGGACCUACCAUUUUUCGACAUUUGCGUCGCCAACAUGCCGUACCAGAUUAGCUCACCGUUCGUGUUUAAGCUGUUGCUUCAUAGGCCAUUCUUUCGCUGUGCCGUGCUAAUGUUUCAACGCGAGUUUGCUCAACGGCUCGUUGCCAAACCGGGUGAUAAGCUGUACUGUCGGUUAAGCAUCAACACCCAACUGUUGGCCCGUGUCGAUAUGCUGAUGAAGGUGGGAAAGAACAACUUCAAGCCACCACCAAAAGUUGAGUCGAGUGUGGUACGCAUCGAACCCCGGAAUCCACCGCCCCCGAUCAACUACACCGAAUGGGAUGGUUUGACUAGAAUUGCGUUCCUGCGCAAAAAUAAAACACUUGCUGCCGCGUUCAAGCAAACCACCGUACUAGCAACGCUGGAAGAUAACUACAAAUUGCACUGUUCGCUCAAAAACGUGGAUGUUCCGACUGAUCUGAACGUGAAGGCUAUGGUGGAAAACAUAUUGGAAAAGUUGGACGCUGGCAGCAAGCGUGCGCGAUCGAUGGACAUCGAUGAUUUCAUGGCGGUUCUGCAGGCGUUCAAUGCUGAGGGCUUCCAUUUCAGCUAAGCACCGGAGGACGGCCACGUUUGCUUUAACAUUAUAGAUGUAUAUUUAUCUAAUAAAAAUCGUUAAACUGAA
This is a messenger RNA of Anopheles stephensi (Asian malaria mosquito), 1087 nucleotides long. RefSeq names its product probable dimethyladenosine transferase. The transcript has 2 exons. The record is from RefSeq and is a predicted model, not a curated record. Gene Ontology annotation, cellular component: mitochondrial matrix. Gene Ontology annotation, biological process: rRNA methylation. Bases 95 to 1015 code for a protein of 306 amino acids. Gene Ontology annotation, molecular function: rRNA (adenine-N6,N6-)-dimethyltransferase activity. Lineage: Eukaryota; Metazoa; Arthropoda; Insecta; Diptera; Culicidae.